AUGGCUCUCCCGACCGGUCAGCACGAGCGGUCGGCGGAGAAGCUCGAUCGGAGCAAGGGAUUCAGAUCCUACGUUGCUGCUUCUAAAGCUCUAGUGGGAAUUUAUCUAGAAAUAUAUCGAGAUGCUGCAUUAGCUGUUGCAGAUUUGGCAUUGCAAAUCCUAGGAUCAAUUCGACAUGAACUAGGUGGUGGGGCCGGCUUCCUGGUUACUGGACUUCUUUCUUCUGCUUCUUCUACUUCUUGGCAAGACUUGAAGGAUCACAUGCGUCGAGCUGGAGAUGUUUGUUUCUCUCAAGUUUACCGUGAUCGUGAUGGUGAGAAAUUAUCUCUUCUAAAACUGCUAGCUUUGCAGACAUAGUUUCAAUGAACAUGGGUUGAAUGUUGCCAGCUAAAAUUCAUAACUUAUGUGGUUGUGCUGGUGAUGUGUACAUAUAUAUUAGUAUA
Molecule: messenger RNA, 443 nt
Organism: Salvia miltiorrhiza (redroot sage)
Lineage: Eukaryota; Viridiplantae; Streptophyta; Magnoliopsida; Lamiales; Lamiaceae
Exons: 4
Coding region: 1-357 (118 amino acids)
Source: RefSeq, a predicted model, not a curated record